Exophiala oligosperma is the source of this 3288-nucleotide messenger RNA. RefSeq lists its product as uncharacterized. Gene Ontology annotation, biological process: nucleotide-excision repair; mismatch repair. The record is from RefSeq and is a predicted model, not a curated record. Bases 68 to 3244 code for a protein of 1058 amino acids. Lineage: Eukaryota; Fungi; Ascomycota; Eurotiomycetes; Chaetothyriales; Herpotrichiellaceae. Gene Ontology annotation, cellular component: nucleotide-excision repair factor 2 complex; nucleus; cytoplasm. The transcript has a single exon. Gene Ontology annotation, molecular function: damaged DNA binding; single-stranded DNA binding.
CGGGACAUCAAUACAGCGAUCUACUCAACCAUGACGAGUUCGCGGGCUCUGCGGGUCUAUUAUAACUAUGCCACCUCGAAAACGCCAGACAGGAAGGACAACUACGCGAAAAACGCGCCAAUCCGUCCGACAAGACCGCGACGCUUUAGACGAUGGCAUUCCCGCGGUGUACGGUGAGAUGCUCGCCGAAGCUGCACGCGAGGAGCAGACCAGAUCUUCAAAUCCGAGACCCACGAAGAGGAGAAAGAUCAGUGAAGAACCCUCGUCAGGAAUCGGUCUUGAUUUUGAUCUCUUCAGUCCCGGGAACAAUGUAACGGAUGCCGAUGUAACAGGCAACAAUACUCCCGGAAAACCACAGCAAAUUGUCUAUGACGACUUCGAGGGCUCCGACGAAUCAGAUGUCGAAUUUGAGGACGUUGAUCUGGAGGCACCACCGGAAGAACGAGACGUACCUGACACAUUGCACCAAAGCCACCUCGAGCUCGAUUUGUCAAAAACAAAUCUUGACACACCACGUCGUGCCUUGCCACGCCGAAAACCCGUCAGCCCUGCGGAGCGAAAGCUACGUCUAGAUGUUCAUAAAGCGCAUCUACUUUGUUUGCUAGGUCACUUGAGCUGUCGAAACAGAUGGUGUGAAAGUUCAUCCGUCCAGUCCGUUUUGAAGCCUCUCAUCCCUAAAAAGGUGACCGCGCUGCUUCACGUGGACGAUUCCAAACCCCAAUAUCAGCGGAACCAUUCAUUCACGAAAGGAAUAGAGGAAGUGUGUGCGAUAUGGAAACUGGAAUGGGAAGUAACAGUCAGGGGCAUGCGUCGAGCAUAUUGGAAGGACGACGUUGACGUUCUUAAGGAGAGCGACGAUGCUGAAGAUCUGAUAGAUUUUGACGAUUUCAGGGCAGCAGCACACUCACGUUCUGGCUCGCGAGACUUGGGAGCACAGCUAUUUUGCGCAUUACUUCGAUCAGUCGCUGUGGACGCUCGGUUGGUAUGUUCACUUCAGGUUCUGCCUUUCUCCGGCGUCGCCAAGGGUCAGAGCCCCACGAAGCCCAAACCACAAUAUUACCAUGCUCCAGCGCAAGAUUAUACUUCAUCGGGACGUAACGUCACAGUCACACAAUCCGAAGGAAGCACUCUGCCAAAGAAGAAGAAAAAGAUUGUUGACUCUCCAUAUCCCAUCUUCUGGGUCGAAGCAUACUCUCCAUCGAUAGCGACAUGGAUUCCACUUGAUCCCAUCGUGCGUGGCACCAUUAACAAGCCAAAGAGAGGCUUCGAACCGCCUGCGUCCGACCACUUAAACAGUAUGACUUACGUGAUUGCCUUUGAGGACGAUGGCUCCGCCAAAGAUGUGACGAGACGAUAUACGGAAUGGUACAAUGCCAAGACACGCAGACAGAGAGUGGAAAGCACAAAAGGGGGAGAAGAGUGGUGGGUCAGGACAAUGCAGACGUUCCGAAAACCGUUUGAAGAAGGCCGAGAUGUGAUUGAGGAUGCAUUUCUCAACAAGCGCACGCAGAGCGAGCCAAUGCCACGCAAUGUGCAAGAUUUCAAAGGUCACCCAGUAUAUGUCCUUGAGCGACAUCUACGCAUGAACGAGGUCAUACACCCUAAGCACGAAGUGGGAAAAGUAAGUACUGGACCUAGUAAGAAUGCAAAGCUGGAAAGCGUCUAUCGCAGACGUAAUGUACAUCUAUGUCGUACUGCUGAUGCUUGGUAUCGACGAGGAAGAGAUGUGAAUGAAGGUGAACAACCUCUGAAACGUGUCUUGUCCAAGAAGAGGCGCGAUCACCCACUGGUGGCGCCUGGCGAAGAAAUCGACGAUGGGGACGAUGCCGAUGAACAACUAGAAGGCACCCCACUAUAUGCUGACUACCAAACCAGCGUCUAUCAGCCACCUCCCGUGGUCGACGGCAAGAUUCCAAAGAACGGAUAUGGAAAUUUGGAUGUGUAUGUUCCAACCAUGAUUCCUGCUGGUGGAGUUCAUAUACGUCACCAUCUCGCUGCUCAAGCAGCGCGGGUUCUUGGUAUUGAUUACACUGAUGCUGUGACUGGUUUUGAAUUCAAAGGUCGACAAGGCACAGCCGUGAUCGAUGGCGUGGUCGUCAGUCUAGAUAUGACAAGCGCCAUGACCAACGUGAUUGAAGGACUAGAAUCUCAAGCCAGCAGUGAAGCGGAAGCCGAGCGAAGCAGGAUAAUCCUUGGCCUAUGGAAGAGGUGGCUUCGAGCUUUGCGUGUACGAGAACGGGUCAAUCGUGAAUAUGGGAACAGCGAGGAAGAAUCUGGAAGAAAGGGCCACGAUGACGAUGACGAUGAUGAUGAUGAUGAUGAUGAUGAUGAUGAUGACGACGACGGAGAUGAGACAUACAAAGAAGAUACAGAGGACCAUGGCGGCGGCUUCGUUCCUGAGGCUGCAGAUCAGGGCCAGCCAGGUGCCAAAUUACCCAUGGCGGACCACGAUGCAGUUUUGGCAAAGUUGAAGCCCAUGGAUCAGCUCCUUCCGCCUAAAGUUGUACAUCUGGAUGUUGUCAUUAUCAGAUCUCCUCAUAAAGUGGAGGCUGCUCCGAGUAAUGAACAUGAUAGUCGGCCGAGAUCUAAAGCUGCGCCUCUUUUCGGAGGUGACGGUAAGGAGGACGAUGGAAACGAGAUUCAGAGCGGCGGCUUCACAGUCGAAGAGCAAGGCCGUGCCGACGAGACAGAAUCCCUUUUCGCAGACGACGAUGAUGAUUCUGGUGGAGGCUUUAUCCCGGAAGACGAAGGUGAACCAAAUGAAGGCAUGACUACAAAUUCAGAAGUGAUGGCAGGUCAGCCUCAGCUGAACGACCAUAUUCAUACUCCUGAUGCAGACGCCGACGAAUUUGGAGGUGGUUUCGUCCCUGAAGACGAAGCUGAUCCAGGUCCUUCGUUCCCUCAUCACGGCAUCUCUAUUGUCCGACGACAGCAACGCCGUCUUCACACAGCACCCCAACCUGAUAAUACUGGAUCACAACAGGAGUUACGUACACUUGAAAAAGUCACAGGACCGCCAAAUGCAGCAGAUUCCGGUAUGAAUAAUGCCAUCCCAACACCCGUAGAGGAAGAGCCAGAGCCAGAGCCUAACGCUGCGCCAACCCCCGAGACACAAGAACCCGAAGCGAGCACGAAGCGAAUUGAGACUGGUUCCCACAGCCCAGUUUCACAAACGUCGCUCCUCUCGCAUGAUCCAGAGGAGGAAGAUGCUGAACCGGAUUGGAUAGUUGAUAGUUUGGGAUGACCUUGUAAAGGCCACGCUCGUACGAACAAGCACCUAGAUGUUUU